This is a messenger RNA of Neohortaea acidophila, 1606 nucleotides long. RefSeq names its product chalcone-flavanone isomerase-domain-containing protein. Lineage: Eukaryota; Fungi; Ascomycota; Dothideomycetes; Mycosphaerellales; Teratosphaeriaceae. Gene Ontology annotation, molecular function: intramolecular lyase activity. The transcript has a single exon. The record is from RefSeq and is a predicted model, not a curated record. The coding region runs from base 56 to 1411 and encodes 451 amino acids.
CUGGCAUCCCAUCAUCCACAACCCUAAAACCAUCGUCCCUACACUUCCAUACACAAUGGCUUCAUCAGCGAGGCCCGCAAUGCGCAUACUAUCCCGUCGACUAGACACCCUCCGUCAACCAUCCCCCGCACCCAUCCUCCACCAAGCAAGAUAUCUCUCCUCCACCCGCUACAGCAACCCAGCAAAGCGCACAUUCACCGCAGCACCGGCCGCAACGCCGCCAACAUCGUCUUUCCUCGGCAACAAAACCAGCGAGCAGCCCAGUGAAAUCGAAGCCGUCCCCGCCUCCCUGCUCUCACCAAACUCGCGAGGAACCCCCGAAGCAAAGCGGCAAUACCAUGUGCGACGAAUGCGGUUCGCAGCCAUGGGGUUACUGCUCACUCUCGUGGGACUCGGGUUCACAAUCUCCCGCCUCGAGCUAGAUGAUAUGGGACAGGUGAAGAAGGCGCAAGGAGUCGGCAAGCAGCAGCUCGACGCUUCCAACGAGGCGAACAUGACGUUCCAAGGGAAAGAAGUGCACGUCGUCGGAGCAGGGGAGGACAAGCGAAUAGUAGCCGAAGGCCAAGGGCAGCAAAUCGAACUCGUGGAAACGGGGACAAGCAGCGUGCCGCACUUCCCCCGCACAAUCCUCCUCCCCGUCCUAGCGGGCGCAGCAUCACAGAGCACGGAGCAGCAGCCCGGCGCCGCGCCAAUCGCCAGCGCAAUCGACAACCAAGAGGAGUACACGCUCGUCGGCCUCGGCAUCCGCACGGUAAUGUGGAUCCAGGUGUACGUGGUCGGCUUCUACGUGCGCACGAGCGACAUCUCCUACCUGCAGGAAAAGCUCAUCCACCAAGUGAACCCCAUCGCGUCGACGCUCGUGCCUUCCGAGAAAGAAUCGCUCAAAGCCAAACUGCUCGACGGCACCGCCAGCACGGAAAUCUGGGCACAGCUGCUCGCCGUCCCGGGUAUCCAAACGGCAUGGCGCGUCUCGCCCACGCGCAACACGGACUUCAGCCAUUUGCGCGACGGCUUCGUGACGGGCAUCAGCAAGCGGACGCAGGAGGCUCGCAAGGGGCUGGCCGGCGGGCAGGAGACGGAGUUUGAGGCGGAGGACUUUGGGCAGGCGAUUCAGAGUUUCAAGGGGAUUUUUGCGGGCGGCAAGGCGCCCAAGGGCUCGAUUUUGUUGAUGGUGAGGGAUCGCGGCGGGGCGUUGGAGGUUUUGUUCCAGGCGAAGCCGGAUGGGAGUGGGAAUGAGAAGGCUGUUGAGAGGCUUGGGGGCGUGGCGGAUGAGAGGAUUAGCAAGCUUAUUUGGAUGAAUUACUUGAGUGGGGAUAAAGUGAGUUCGGAGCCGGCGAGGAAGGGAGUUGUGGAUGGUUUGGUGGUGUUUGCUGGGCGGCCGAUUGGGUCUGUUGAGGCCAGAGUGACUUGAUGGGACGACAUAGAUAUUUUGUUACUGGAAGCGGGAACUGCUAGAAAAGAGGCCACGGCGCAAAAAAUGACACGCAGCAUUCUUCGGGGUGGGGCUAUAAAGUCGUAACACAUACUCAUACCUCUACUCAUCAAUCAUAGCAAACAGCCAAGCAAGACAGUCUUACGGACGGAACUUCUCCAGAUACGAAGAAAU